AUGCUGAAGCUGGUCGAGAGAUUCUCGCCUGAGCCCAACUAUGAGGAGCUUUACGAGCAGCAUGUGCAGAACAUCAAUGAUACGACCGUCUUCUUCGAGAUGCUCGACGAGACGCUGGACAAACUCGACGGGCUGGCCAAGUUGCCCGAGCUGGCCAGGAACGCUCUUGAAGAAAUUAAGUACGGAUCAGCCGGCUUCGUGAUGGCCCACGAGUUCGUGCACUCGAUGCCCUUCUUCAAGUCGCCGAGCAGCAACAUUCGGCAGGAGCAGCAACCCGUCCUCUCGCGCCCCUCCGAAAUUUGCAUCCGCGAACGCGCCCGUCGAGCCUGCCAGCUGUGGAGGGAAAAGGCCUGCCACAGCGGUCAGCACACGUUCAAAGAAGAUCGCUCCGACGUCACGGGAAUUCACAUAGCUUGGGAGGCUUUUCUGGCCGAGGUGCGCGGCUGGGGUGCGAAGGAAGCUGCGAUGAAGACGGUCAUCUACCCAGAGCUGAACGUGACCCGGGAGCAGCUCUUCUUCUACGCGCGAGCCAUCCGCCUGUGCGUCCCCUACGACGAGUCGCAGCACACGUAUAAGAACCGCGGCUGGGACGUGCACUCGGCACCUCGCAUCCGCAUCAACAUGGUACACGGCAACAUGGAGGAGUUUGCGGAGGCGUUCAACUGCAAGCCCGGCGAUCUGAUGGUGCAACGGCCGACCUGCCCCUACUUC
Molecule: messenger RNA, 711 nt
Organism: Mesorhabditis spiculigera
Lineage: Eukaryota; Metazoa; Nematoda; Chromadorea; Rhabditida; Rhabditidae
Source: the annotation of a GenBank genome assembly